AUGCCUCACUCACAAGCCAUUCAUCGAUUCGUCGAUUUCAUCAACUCAGCAGAUGCCGCUAUUGGCAAUGAAGUCAUCCAUGAAUCAGCCGAAUUCCACGUUCCUUUCGAAAGCAAGCCCUUGAAGGGCGUCAGUGGAUAUCUAGAAAUGCUAGGCAUGAUGCGCGCAGCCUUUCCUGACAUCCAGUGGAGCGUCGAGCAGAUAAUCACAGAAGGAGAUACAGUGGUGCUGCGUUCUAAAACUCGUGGUACCCAGACUGGUCCAUUCAUGGGGUUCCCGCCCUCUGGAAAAAGCUUCGAAAUAGUUGGAAUGAAUCUCUUUACGUUCUCGGAGGGGAAGAUUGUUAAAGAGCAGGGGCUACCUGAUCUAUUUGGAAUACUCAUACAGAUUGGAGCAGUCAAGGUGCCUUUGUAG
Messenger RNA from Fusarium proliferatum ET1, 414 nucleotides. RefSeq lists its product as uncharacterized. Lineage: Eukaryota; Fungi; Ascomycota; Sordariomycetes; Hypocreales; Nectriaceae. Bases 1 to 414 code for a protein of 137 amino acids. Gene Ontology annotation, biological process: polyketide metabolic process. The transcript has a single exon. The record is from RefSeq and is a predicted model, not a curated record.